Molecule: messenger RNA, 378 nt
Organism: Dentiscutata heterogama
Lineage: Eukaryota; Fungi; Glomeromycota; Glomeromycetes; Diversisporales; Gigasporaceae
Source: the annotation of a GenBank genome assembly
AUGUCUUUAGCUAUAAGUAAUUUUGCAAAUCUCUCUAAUUUAACAUCUCUAGUCAUAAGCAAUAAUACAAAAUCUGAUACAAUAUCUAGAUACAGUUCUAUGUAUAAAGAAAAAAAUAAAAAAAUAGUCGAACUUCUUAUUCAAGAAUUAAGUGAUUUCACUUCAGAGAAUGAAUACAUACUAGUCAAUAAACUUCAUAUGAAUAUUCCUAAAGAUACUUAUAAUUUAUUAUAUUUUCAGUUCAUCAAAUCUGAAAUAGAUGAGAAAAAUAUAAAGAAUUCAAAUCACCAGGCUAUUUUUUCUAAUUUUAAAUUUGGAGAAAAACUUUUUAAAAAACUUGAAACUUUAAAAAAACACUGUAAUGAUUAUAAUGCAUGA